GUGACAGGUCGAUAGGCUCAAGUUCCUUCACCAGGUGGUGCUUCUGCAGUUGUCGACAACUGUUGUUUUGAUAAACUUGAAAGAGCAAAAUUGGAAAAAAUUAAUAAUUGUACAAGCGGAUUUUUAAAAAUUUGUUGUUGCUCUACAUAACAUUAAAAUGGCAUCGAGUUCAUCAAAAUCGUCCUUAAAGCUAAUGGGAUCUGCUAAGAAAAUAGAUUCACCGCUUGCCAAGUACAACAGUGCUGGACAGCUGACUUGCAUCGUGUGUAAUAGCGUUGUCAAAAAUGAAUUGGUCUGGACCGCCCACGUCAAUGGAAGACUACACCGAGAAAAAGUACUUUCUUUGAAAAAUCCCAAAGUUGAAGCACAGUUCACCAAGCCUCAAAUUAUUCCUGCUGUCAAACGGAAAGCAGACUCAAUAACUACUAAUGGUUCCUCAGCUUCACCAUCCAAGAAAGGAGUUCCGAAAGAUUUUUUUGAUAACCAACCUCCUAAUUUCAUUGCCCCAAUGCCAAUCAAAAGCAUCCUAAAAAACUCAACAAAACCCAAGUAUGAUUCUAAUGUAGUCAAAAUUGAAACACCUACCUUAAUUGAGGACAUGGAAACUGACGAUGCACCUGAAGUGUCCUCUCAGACACCAAGUGGAACUGAAAUAUCCCCUUCACAGCCAGGAGAUGCUAUUUCUUCUAAUGCCAUACCUGAGGGCUUUUUUGAUGACCCUAAGAUGGAUGCCAAGGUUCGCCAAAUUGAAUUCAAAGACCCUGUAGAAGAAGAGUGGAACAAGUUCCAGAAAGAAAUUGGUGAUGAAGUUACAGCAUCAGUUGCCAUCCAAGAGGAAGAUCAGGAAGAAUCUACAGCUGAAAGACAGCUGGAAGAAAUUGAAGAGCAAAUGAUAAAGUGGGGGAGAGUUCUUGAGCUGGAACAAAAGAAAGAAUUGUAUGGCCAGCGUGUUCGAGCUAUUCGUGAAUCGAUGGUAGAGGAGAAAGAGACAAGUUCAAGCGACGAGGACGACGCUGAAAUGGAUAAAUUCUUUGAUUGGCGAUCGAAGGCUACAUGAUCAUUUGUCCACAUACGUCCUGCAAAAUGUUGAUGUUAAAUAUACCGGAAAGCACGAUUUGAUAGUUAGAUUUAUAAUGUAUUUCAGUUAACUGAACAACAUCUAUUGCCACAUCAAUUAUAUUACGCAUAUCCCGCACCACUUCAGCAUUGCAUCAUUCCGAGAAAAAAGGAAAACAUAAAACUUUUGCUAACUGAAGUCCAAAGGACGAUGAGCACACAUGGCGAAAUU
Messenger RNA from Daphnia pulicaria, 1288 nucleotides. Its product is annotated as zinc finger protein 830-like. NCBI's taxonomy places the organism in Eukaryota, Metazoa, Arthropoda, Branchiopoda, Diplostraca, Daphniidae. Gene Ontology annotation, molecular function: zinc ion binding; nucleic acid binding. The record is from RefSeq and is a predicted model, not a curated record. Gene Ontology annotation, cellular component: nucleus; spliceosomal complex. Gene Ontology annotation, biological process: mitotic DNA damage checkpoint signaling; nuclear DNA replication; mitotic DNA replication checkpoint signaling. Bases 158 to 1057 code for a protein of 299 amino acids. The transcript is spliced from 2 exons.